AUGCAAUCUUCUUAUUUGGAAGAGAUUGUUCACUUUAAAGGCGUCAUCAAAAGAUCAUUGAAGAGACUUGUUACGAUUACAAAGCAAGAGACCUUUGAAUUAAUGAAAAGAGAUGCUGUCAGAUUAGCUAAAUUAGUUAGUUAUAUUAGUGUUGAAUAUCCUAUGACAGAAAUAGUUUCAGAUGUGAAUUUACCUGCUCAAUUACAAAUUGCUACAGGAAUUCCAUUUCAUCAAAUUUGCAAUAUUAGAGUUGAUAAUGUAGAUAUCAUUUUUCUUAA
Funneliformis geosporum is the source of this 278-nucleotide messenger RNA. NCBI's taxonomy places the organism in Eukaryota, Fungi, Glomeromycota, Glomeromycetes, Glomerales, Glomeraceae. The record is from the annotation of a GenBank genome assembly.